This is a messenger RNA of Sturnus vulgaris (Common starling), 1039 nucleotides long. The record is from RefSeq and is a predicted model, not a curated record. NCBI's taxonomy places the organism in Eukaryota, Metazoa, Chordata, Aves, Passeriformes, Sturnidae.
CAGGAGGGUGGGAGUCUCUUGGGGAAAGGAGGACAGACCUGCACUUCUGGAAGAAUGAGAGAAGUUGGGAGGACAGUGGUGUUUGUGAUGACUUUCAUCAGCUGCAACGCCCUCCUGGAUCUGUCUGGUGUCCACCAGAUCAGAGGUACAUGGAUGGGAUCCACCACUAUACCAUGUACCUAUGUGCCUUCAGAAGGUUUCACACAGCACACGCUGAGCUGGAGUCUGGAGAGAGAUUCCAGCGUCUCCACCAUCUUCCGGAGGGAUGAUUCUGGUGACCACAUCUUGCCAGCUAAGUUCCGAGGCCGAGUCAGCGUCCCAAAGAACAGCCCAGGGGAUGCCUCACUGCUCAUUGAGAACCUGGAAAUGCCUGACAGUGGACACUACACCUGUCAAGUCGUCUGGAGGUCUACAGAUAACAGCUUAAUAACAAGAGAGAUGACCACUACAGUUAAAGUUGUCAAAGGUAAAUCCAGCAGUAAAGCCCUGCUCUUGUGCAGCCAGGUUACAUCAAAAGAAGGUAGGGGGACCAGCAUUGGUGUGAAUAGUCUUUCACACCACACUGUCUGGCCCAUCUAGGUUGGGGGUUGAAGCACCUGGCUCCCUUGCUAAGUUGGUUAACCUUCUCAACACAUGGAGGUGUAGGAAUGAAGUGGGGAAAGGAGCCAGUUAGUAUACAGCCCAGGCUGGAUCUAUUGUGGGCCAUUUGAGCCCAUGUUUGAGAUAAUAUCCAGGUCUGGUUCUGUGCAGGUUCUGUGCAAUAUCUCUGUGGUUCUUGCAGCCAAGUGGGUGUUGUGUGAGCCAAGUCUGCCUUCCCCUUUUCCUGAGCACCCUCAAUGUGUGCUAGAAAAAGGCUUUUCUGCAAGGGGGCCACCCACCCUAGAGAGCAGGACUCUGUGAAAGGGCUGCAAAAAUGGUGGCACAGCUGGUGUAACCUGGGUUAACACACAGGUAACCCGAACUCAUCCUGUGCGGGGAGGUGAGAGCUGAGCUGCUUCCUCCCGGCAAGGCAGACAGCAAGAGCGAGAGCUGCUGUGGC